Messenger RNA from Megalops cyprinoides (Indo-Pacific tarpon), 4178 nucleotides. It is a transcript of the gene maml1, whose product is annotated as mastermind-like transcriptional coactivator 1. The transcript has 6 exons. Gene Ontology annotation, molecular function: transcription coactivator activity. The record is from RefSeq and is a predicted model, not a curated record. Gene Ontology annotation, cellular component: nuclear speck; nucleoplasm. NCBI's taxonomy places the organism in Eukaryota, Metazoa, Chordata, Actinopteri, Elopiformes, Megalopidae. Gene Ontology annotation, biological process: positive regulation of transcription of Notch receptor target; Notch signaling pathway. Bases 630 to 3506 code for a protein of 958 amino acids.
UCUACCUAAAUUGGUAGUUAGCCUCUCAAUUGAAGAAGAGUUUUGUGAUUGUUACAUGAAUUGUUUAAGUUGUUCAUUGAGAAUGCUGUGCACGGACAAAGUCAGAUGCAGCUGAAACAAUGUAAGGUUAAGUUUGAUUUUUUUCUGGUCACAGUGCGCUGGAUGUUCGUGAGAUUUGCAGGAUGGGCUAUAGACCGCAGGUAGCGUUAGCAGCUCGCUAAACACGCAGCCGAGAUUGGAGGAUUCUUAAACCCGAUCGCUUCAAACUUCCCCUGUUAAAAUGCCCAUCCAACCGCCGGCGCAAGUUGUUCGCUAAUGUUAGGCUACACAUUUUGAAUGGUGUACAAAAAUUGAAAAUUAGUGCGGUUGCGGGUUCUUUGUAGAACUUUUACUAUGCUGACAUGUAAUGCCGGCAGAGCAGACUGAGGAAAACGUUAAUGUGGCGUGAGUUUUCCUUUGUUGCGCUUUUUUGGGAGCAGAUCCGGAGAGUUGGAAAUAUGGAAGGAGUCAGUAGGUUUGUGUAGACGAAAGAGGGGAAAACGCCCACGGGAUUAAGGCGAAACUUCGGCCUUACUGUCCGAGCGACAAAACUCCGAGCCCCGCAUUUGACUGACUUUAUAUGCUUAUUGAUGAUGGCGGACUUCGUCGUGCCGCGACACAGCGCGGUAAUGGAGCGGCUCCGCCGGCGGAUCGAGCUCUUCAGGCGGCACCACUCCAGCUGCGAGAGCCGCUACGACAACACGGCGAUGGAGCGGCUGGAGAUGGACCAGCAGCAGACCUUCGCGCUGCACCAGCGCUGCCUGCAGACCAAGGCCAAGCGAGCGAGCAAGCACCGGCAGCCGCAGCCGGCAUCCGACCCGGCGGGGCUGAGAGGGGCAGGCACCGGGGGCGGCAGCGCCGACCCUGCGGACAGCGGAGCGGGAGAGAGCCGGAACAGCACUCUGAUCGCGUUGCCGGAGUCUGUGAAGAGGAGCCUGGAGAGCUCUGGUUCGCCCCUUGGCAGGGAGCAGCUGAACGGCUACCCCCCCUCCAAGAAGCCCUGUUUGGAGGACCCGCUGGGCGGGGCCAACGGCACAGCCAAUGGCACGCUGCCACCUCUCUCACCACUGGACACUAAACAUGGCGUCAGCACGGAUGCCCUGGUACCCAACGGGACCCGCCCUCGGGCCUCGGACCAGAACGGUGGCGGGCUGAGCCGGAUCCAGGACUCGGACCUGCGAGUGAAGGAGCUGAAGCAGGAGCCUGUGGAGGAUAUCCUGCCUUGCAUGCUGCCCCCUGGUGGCAACAUGGCGAACAGCAACCUGUUCCCCGACCUCAACCUGAACGAGCAGGAGUGGAAGGAGCUGAUGGAGGAACUUAGUGGCUCUGUGGCAUACGAAGACAUGCAGGACAUCUUUAACGAUGGCUUUAACGAGGACCGCAAGGACCCCGAUCCUGCUGCCCCCGCCCCCCAGGGGCCCCUAAAUGCAGACCCCGUGAGCAUCAAAGCGGAGUUCUCCCCCGCCUCCGCCGCCUUUGACCAGGACCUCCCAUCCGGCUCUCCCCAGCUGAGACCUGUCUCCUCUGCGCCCCCCCUGUCCAGCAGCUCCCCUGUCACCACCACCGCCCCCUCCCCUGCCCUGCCCGUCCCCCAGACACCCCGGCUUCCCCAGGGCCUCCUGCCCCCGGCCGACCUGUCACCGGCCCAGCAUCUGCAGCAGCUGGCUACCCAGCCGCAGCUAAUGCAGUCACAGUCGCAGCUAAUGCAGACACAAGCACAGAUUCAGAAGCAGCAACAGCAGCAGCAAGUUGCCAAAUUCCCAACCCCCAACACACAGUCAUCAUGGUCACAAGCCACACCCUCCCAGAGCCCAUUGGGUGGAGGCUACAGUUUAGAGAAGCCAUCCAGCCCCGCCCUUUACCAGCAGGACUUCCCCAAUGCCAAGCAGCUGAUGAUGCCCACCCCACCCAGCAAGGGUUCCCCCAAAGCAGGGGCAGGGUCGUACCUGCAGGGGGCAGGGCAUUCCAACAUGCUAAGCCACGCCCCGCCAAAUGCGCUGAGCCAAAACGCUGCGAGCAGCCAGUCAGGCCUGCUGGACUAUGCCAACACCAAGCCCCUGUCCCACUACAAUGGCAGCCAGGGGCCCCGAGGGCCCCCACCCCCGCAGAACAAGGCUGCCCUGCUGUCCCUCAUCCGCCAGCAGCCAAUGAAGCAGAAGGCCGGCCCACCCUUUCGCCCACACCAGCCCCACCCCCAGCAGGAGCAGAAUGCUUAUCCAGGUGGCCCCCACAUCCCAGGACCCUCAGCAGCCAUGGCAACCCAGCAGCCCGGAAAUGCCAUGGCAGGAAACCAUGGCAACGCAGCGUACCUGAGUGGCCAGGCGGCCGCGCUGAAGCAGCAGCAGAUGCAGUUCCUCCUGGGCCAGAGGCAGCACAUGAUGGCCGAACAGGAGAAGCAGCGGCAGCAGCAGGAGCAGCAGUUGAAGAGGCACCUGACCCGACCCCCCCCUCAGUACCAGGACCAGCAGAACUCCCAGAACCCCUUUCAGCAGCCGCAGCAGCCCCAGGUUAACCAGUUCACAGGUUCCUCCCCGUCUCUGGCGACGGUGGGGAUGUCCUGCGGUCCUGCCACAGGGGGGCAGCGCAUGUUCCCGCAGACGCAGGGCAUGAUGGGAAUAGGAGUGGGACAGAAUGGAGGCCCUGCCUCUGCACCUCCCCCUGCUGUCAGUCAGGCGGAGAUGGUCUCCUAUAGCAACAUGCCCCUCCUCCCCGCAGGCCAGGCGCAGCACCAGCCCGGCGGCACGGUGCCGGCCGCUUACCGGCAGAACCAGAACCUGCUGGCCCAGCAGCAGCAGCACCACAAGGCCCAGCCCAGCCCAGCACUGCUGAACCCGCAGCAGCAGCUCGCCCGAAUGCCCAACGCAAUGGCGGGCACCAUGCCCAACCCGCUCCCCAACGCCAUGCCCGGCUCUGUGCCCCUGCAAGGUCAGGCCUGGCAGCAGCAGCAGGCCAUGGGUGCCCCAGGGGCUGCUGGGAGUGGGGGCAUGCAGGCCUUCAGUAACCCCGCCUUCCACAAUCAGCCCCGCCUCCCAAAGCUUCCUGGCACCGCCCCCUUCCCCCCGGCAGGCCGGCCCCUCAAUGCCAUGAACUCCGCCCAGAUGAUGGCCUCGCUGCCACAGCAACGGACUAACCCCGCCCUCGCCCCCCAGCAACAUGCCCAGACGCUGGCCCCUCCCCCCCAGCAGCAGAGUCAGCAGGUCUUACCUGGUGUGAACCUGCCUGACCUGGGCACCUAUGGUCAGCCACAGAGCAGCCAGGUGGCCAACCGUGCCAACCUGCAGUGUAACCAGGGCUACCCCGUCAAUAGGACAACCAAUCAGGAGAUGCCAUUUGGUUAUAACACCCAAUCAGGGAACAGUUUACCAAGCUUUCCUGGGGAGAGCGACCUCAUGGACACACUGCUGAAGAACCAGACCACGCAGGACUGGAUGGACGAUCUGGACGAGCUGCUGGCCAAUCAUCAAUGAGUGCAUCAAGUUACCAGCCAAUCACAGAUGAUGUGUCGGGGGCUCACUGACCAGUCACUGUCCAGUGCUGCCUGGCCACUGGCCAGAGGGCAUUAGGACGGACAGGACAUCUGUUUCGUUAGUAACAUUAGGACCAAACCCUUGCAGUGGGGAGAGUGCUCACUGGACUGAGAGUGUAAAGACUCUGCUGCUGAAGAUGUGGCUGAGUUUGAAACCACUGAUUCUCAUCACAGCGGAGGGAUGAACAGUCACUGUGUCUGCCUCAGCCCGGCUCUCAGGCUCAGAAAAACAGACCAGCUUUUCAGUGUCAGUGUGUUCACAGGGGUCAGGGUGCACAGCUCAGGAUGUGGCCAAGGAUCAGUCAGUAUUAAUAACACCGUGUCUUUCUGAUUGGGGGAGUGGGUGUUUCCUGUAGAUUUAGUGCAGCCCAGGGGGACCUGCAGCGGUAGCUUUGCCACAGGACCAGGGUUCUGUCUCAGCCCAGAUCCAGUGCCGUUGCCAGGGCAACACUCAGCAGGUCCAGAAGGCGUUUGCCGUGUGUCACCAGACUGAAUGAUGACAGUCCCUUGGCCCCUCUUCCUCCUCACAGACAGAGUGGCCAGUGGGGGUUUAGGGGGAGGGCUCUGAUUGGUGCAUAAAGCUCCCCCCCGUCACGCCCUUUGAGACCCUGUG